GAACUCUUGGGCGUGGAGGAAGAAGCCACGCAGGAGGAGAUCAUCCGAGCCUAUCGGCAGCGAGCUUUAGAGCAGCAUCCCGACAAAGGUGGGGACAAAGAUGACUUCGAUGCGCUGAACAAGGCGUAUGCCACCCUCAAUGAUGACGCGCGCAGGCGAGCCUACGAUCUUCAGCUUGCCAAGGAGAGGGAGCGCGAGCUGUUGGUCGAGGGCGGCCGAAGCACUUUCUCCAAGCAGCAGUUGCAGGCGCCCAUGCCUCGAAUCAAGACAGCUCCAACACCCGGCUCCAAGAGGCAGGCCCAGAUGCGGACGUCACAGCCCGGGAAGCCACAGUGUUGCGCCCACGAGUGGAAGGGCAUGGGCUCUGGAAAAAGCCUACUCAAAAUGCUGACGGACGAUGUCACCGCGGAGGAAAGGACGCAGAAGCUUCUUGACCAGUACACCUCCUUGCCGCGGAACAAGGAGAAGAGGCAGGAAUGGACCAAUGGCCUUCGUGGCAAGGAGAAGCAAGAUCUAAAGGCGGCAGCCAAGAGAAAGGAGGAGAAGGAGAGGGCUAAGUGGUCGUCUUGGCUCAGCAACGGCGUAGCGCAUGCCAAGAGCGAGGGGGCUGCCAAGGCGAAGGCCAAGACCAAGCCCAAGGCGAAAGCUUUCGCACCGAAGCCGCGGGCAGAUCUCCAGAAGGCUGCGGAAGAGCUUGCGGCGGACAAGAUGGCAGAUUUGACCCUCGAGGCCCCUGAUGCAGCUGCGCUGGCACCAUCUGAGAUUCCUGCUGCCUAG
Messenger RNA from Symbiodinium sp. CCMP2456, 777 nucleotides. The record is from the annotation of a GenBank genome assembly. Lineage: Eukaryota; Dinophyceae; Suessiales; Symbiodiniaceae.